This is a messenger RNA of Caenorhabditis bovis, 3048 nucleotides long. NCBI's taxonomy places the organism in Eukaryota, Metazoa, Nematoda, Chromadorea, Rhabditida, Rhabditidae. The record is from the annotation of a GenBank genome assembly.
AUGAACAUGUCGGGAGACACAUUGUACAAGGUCAUCGAUGAGGAUGGCAAUGAAUGCUAUAAUAAGCAUGAUCGCGAGAAGCUCGAUAAGGUGUUGAACGUGAACGAGUCGAACUUUGGUGUGCUUCAAUCGCAGGCGGUCCGCAUCGAUUAUAUUCGAAGCGAGCUUGGAUUGCCACCGAAGCCGAACGCGGGAUCGUUUCUGCCUUCGGGUUACGCGCAGCCGACGACGACGCCGACCGAGACGAUACCGGAGGAUGAGGAGAAGGCAAAGGAAAAACCGGAGAAGAAGUGUGCCGGGUCGUUUGAGGAGCUGCCGACGAUUCCGAACGCGAUUCGAAAGCAGAUUGUCCAGAAGGCUGCCAAUUCAUUGGAGAUCGCUGUUCCACAUUCUCUAAAUAUACAGCAAAAACAGUACACGUCGAUGAGGCGAGGAACCAUUAAUGGAUUGAUGAUCGGAAGCGCGGAUCGGUGCUUCUCGAGCUAUAGAAGUUUCCGCGAGUUCCUGGUGAAUCAGAAGGCGCCGAAGAGCUUGAUCAAUCCGUUUCGACCCGAAGAGUUUGCGGUGCAGGUGACGGCGAAUCGCCGCCGUUGGAUUCACGUGUUUCCGGUUGACGGCGAGGGUCGAUCGAAGUUGGCGCAUCAUUAUGUUGCUGGCCAGAGUAUUGUGCAUAUUGUCGGCGGGAAUGAUGUGCUGAGCUAUAAGUCGAACAUUUCGCUGGAUUCGCCGACGCAAUCGGUUCGACCCGACUCGCCGCUGAGCAAAUGUCUGAGUCCGGAGGAGCGAAGCGCCGGUUCUUCGAAUCAAUUGUCGUCGCUCAGUUUGGACGAGCUUAACAAGAAAUACGUGUGGGCAUGGGGGUCGACGGGCGAGGAGAAAUGGAACAUGGAUCUUGAAGUGAACACGGAUUGGAAGUCGCUGGUGCGUUCGGCGCUUCUUCCGAUCACGACGGACUUCUUUCCCGAUUGUCAGAGUCUUGAGAAGGAGUAUCUCGUCCAGCAGCAUCAGGUCUACUUGGGACAUUUGGAUUUUGCGACGAUUCGCAAUAUUUACGAUCAGCUCAUUUGUCAGCGACUUCAGAGGGGCUAUCAGAUUGUGCUGCUCGCCAAGAAGCUCAUUGAUGAUGCGAUAAAAGCGACGGCGUCGUUGAGCAAAGGAGCGCAAGAUGAGUGUGUGUUGUCGUUCAACAAGUAUUACCAUAAAUUGUCGCUGAUUGGCGAUUCGAUUCACAUCACCAUCUUUCGGCCCAAAUCGGAACCGCUUGAGGAGGUCCCUGGCCAUCCGGGAUGGUAUCCGAGACCAUCGCAAAAGGACAAUCCGUCGUUGUUCGACAAGUUCGGCUCCGACGCGCUGGACGAUGUGCUGAACUCGAAGUAUUUCAACACAGUCUACACCUACUUUUUCCAGGUGCCCGAUGCGUUGAGCUAUGAGAAAUCGACGACGAAAUUGCGGCAUCACGAUCUGGACAAGUUGAAUUGGAGCCUGUUCGAUUGUCUCUUCAAGGAUAAAUUUGACGCACAAUUAUUUGAGGACGAGAUGAAGUGUUUUUCAGCAAGCUAUAUUAUUGUACUUUACCCUCGCGAUAUUGACAAGACCCCGAAGAUGGCGAGAGAUAAAGUGCGUGGAGCUGAAUUCCGCGAAUCUUGCGAGUUUCAGCAGCACGAUGAGAAUUCGUAUGCGAAAUUCACACAGGUGCUUCUUUGUAUGAAUCGGCUCACGUAUACUGCGUACCGCUCGUUCCAGACGCCGAAGUCGCCGAGAAGCUCGGCGAAAGCCGCGGAGAAGGAGGAGGCGACGAUUAUCAAAAUUCCCAAGGACGACGCCAACUUUGUGCUUGAGGAAUUUAAGAAGACGAAUCCGUAUGUGAAAGCGAGCAGCACUGGGUUUGGCGAUCGGAAAGUGGCGAUUCAUCAUCCCGACAAUAUGUUCCUCACUUAUGAUUUUGCGAUUUAUCUUAAAAAGCAUGUUGAAGGCAUUCAGACGGUUGCUGAAGCUAUGGACUACAUCAAGGAAUAUGAGACGAGGGAGAUUAUUCGAAUUGUUCGGGCUUACGAUCCUGAUCAACCAGUCACACCUCCACCUCCGCCCACAAUUCCGAAUCAAGAGCAGCAGCCGGUUCUUCAGCAGCAGAUGCCGACGUUUGAGGAGCUGCACUUGAUCUACGGAUUCCAGCUGUGCUAUAUCGUUGGCGAUCAGUCGCCCAAUUUGAAGACGAGCCAUUUCUUGACGGUGGAAUACGCGAUUCGACGAUGUGUUCAGCCCGAUGAGGAAUGCGGACAUCAGGCGCGUCGAUUCAUGGAUAUUGAAUUGGCGGUGCCGACGAAUGAAAGCAUUGGCGAAUGGUCGAGGAUCUAUUAUAAUACGGGAUUCUAUCCGGAUAACGCGUUCAGCUUUACGAUGAAAUGGUUCUUGGCGAUGGGACAAACGGUAUCGGAUCUUUUGGCACUUUGGGGGAAUCGAGCCGGCCGAUUUGGGUACUCGUUGUACCCGGUGCCGGAUGAUCCGUUUGCGUUGGCGCAGGAUACGCACUCGAAUCCUUUGCGAUGCCCGAUUCGUAUUGAUGUCAAGGAUAUUAUGGAAAAGGAUGAGGAGCGCGACUUUAUGAUUCAUUUUAUCUUCCGAUUCGGAUUCGUUGAUAUGAAGUGCAACACGAAGCACGAUUUUGCGGCGACGAAACAGAGUUCGGUGUCGGAUCGGCGAUCGUAUGCGGCGCACUCGCCGUCGCCAAGCGAGAAAUACAUGGUUUCUGUAGGUCAGUACCCGGUCAAAUCGUUGGAUUAUGUCCAUCAGGCUGGGGGAAUGUUCCUAUCUUUGGUUUUGUCCGAUAUUCAGCCGCCGUUCUUCUAUUGGGCUUGGAACCAUAUGCUGAGUAAUCGGUAUCGAGGAAAAUGCACAGAAACAUUCCAAGACUAUAUGUUAUCGGAGUUUCGCCGCUACUGUGCGAAUGAGAAUAAUUUGUUGACGAAUCUGCUGGCGGAAUUCCGAGAAAAACGAAAAAACUUCAAAUCGCCGUUCUCGCCGGAUGAGGAACUUGUAACCGACGUCUAG